Molecule: messenger RNA, 926 nt
Organism: Cimex lectularius (bed bug)
Lineage: Eukaryota; Metazoa; Arthropoda; Insecta; Hemiptera; Cimicidae
Product: cytochrome b5-related protein-like
Exons: 5
Coding region: 54-911 (285 amino acids)
Cellular component (GO): mitochondrion
Source: RefSeq, a predicted model, not a curated record
GAAGGGAUAUCAGACAGUCCGCGUAGUGUUUUUGGAAGACUCGUGGUGUAGACAUGUCAAAGUAUGUGUUCCGCGAGGUAUCGCUUCUUUUAAACGGUGGGUGGAAGAUUUGGCCACAAAUAAAGAAUGAAUCGUCCGACAGUUGGAAGUCAUGGAAAGGACCUAAAUUUACAAGUCACUUCAGGAAUGCGGAUCAGUGGAUGGAGAGCAGAAGGACGGACGAGGGCGCCGAAUCUCUUUGGAGGAUCCAUGACAAACUCUACGAUCUGAGCAGUUGGGUUAACAACCACCCAGGUGGUUCCGACUGGAUAAAAAUGACACAGGGUACCGACAUAACCGAGGCCUUCGAAGCACAUCACAUUUCAAACAAGGCGCCACAAAUUCUGCCCAAGUUCUAUGUUAGGGACGCCAAAACGCCGAGGAACGCUCCUUUUACUUUUAAUCCCGAUGGCUUUUACAAUAAGCUCAAAGCCAAAGUUAGAGUGGAAAUUGCAAAAUUACCACCAGGACCGACAACUCAAUCUCUCAGGAUGGUUGAUGGACUGGCGUUAGCUGCGGUUCUUCUUUCUGUGUUAGCCGCUACGAUGGAAAGCCUGCUUGUCGCUACUUUAGCAGGGCUGGCCAUAACGACGUGUACUGUCUGCGCGCACAAUUUCUUCCAUCAGAAAGAUUCUUGGAGGAUGUACCUUUUCUCCUUAUCAGGGCUAUCAGUAAGAGAGUGGCGCAUCUCCCAUGCUCUGUCCCACCAUCUAUUCACCAACACCAAGUACGAUUUGGAGGUCAUGCUGUUCGAGCCUAUACUUAUGUGGCUACCGGAUCCGAACAAGACUUUCAUAGCUAGAUUCGUCUCCUGGCUCUACUCGCCGAUCGUGUACCUAUUUAUAUUCCAUGUCCAGAUGGUUUCUAGGUAAAUUAAAUUACAAAUU